ACACCAGUUGCGCGCGGUUUCUCUAAGGAGCCAUUCGGCGUCCGCGUCAAACGAGAAAAACACGCACCAUAGCUAAUAGAGAAUACAAAUCAGAUUUCGAACGUUCGCGUUCCAAAUUUGAAAAUUUUAUUUGUAUUUCUUUUAUUUUAAGGCGUUUUAGGGAUUUAAAAUGAGGAGCGGGUGGCCAGUGUUGGUGGUGUACGUGUUUGUGUGCCUUCAGUGCAGUUUGCAGUUGAUACCGUUACCGGACUUCAUCCACCCAUGCUCCGAGCUGUCAGACGAAUGCUUCACGCAGGCCACACUCGACGCCAUCCCCGGACUGGUGAAGGGCAUCCCGGAGGCCAACAUCCCGUCCCUGGACCCGCUGUACCUGGACAAGAACAUCAGCAUGAACCUGCCAGGCAAUGUCAAGAUGACCUUCCAUAAUGGCAGACUGAUCGGACUUAGUACAUGCGUGCCGCUCAAAGUUUCGUCUCGGCGGGAGACCCGCAAGUUCAUCUUCGACAUCCGCUGCAACUUCACCAUCAAGGGCCACUACAGCCUGCAGGGCAGGAUCCUGCUCUUCAACCUGGACACCGAUGGCAACGCCAAGAUCAAAAUAUGGAACCAGCGCAUCCGCCUGGAGGUAUUGGAAAAAGUGGUGAUGGACAAAACAACUGGCGAGGGGCACUACAAGAUCAACUCGUACAAGUACAAGGCUGACUACGGCACAGACCUCAAGCUCAACCUCACUAACUUGUUCCGAGGAAGCGCUGAAAUCAGUGCAAACAUCCUUCAAGUCCUCAACCAGAACUCUCAGCUGGUAGCCCAAGAGUUCGGUGGCCCGAUCCUAGAAUACGCCAUCGAUUACGCCAUGAACGUGACCCAACGUUUCUUCAGCGCCUACACGUACCAGCAGAUCUACGUACCCAUCACGCCCGAGUUCUUUGAGAAGGAAAAGAAAUAGAUACAAAGUCAUACAUAAGUAAUAAAGUAUAUUUGCACGAGCAGAAAACCGUACAAAAUGGAGCCACAAAUGCUACAACACUUGAUGUCAAUGGAACAUUCUAAUAUUGUCUAAUGUUGACAUUGUAUAAUUUUGUCUAUGUUGAACGGUACAUUUUUUGGGAGUUACUUCUCUUUGUGGCAUAUGAUAAAUUCAAUAACUAUGCCAAAAAUCAUUAAUUUCAAGCGUCUAUACAAUUUCUAACUCUCGAAAUAAUAUUAUUCGGAACAAAGCUCUCCAAUCCAAUGGAUUGCUCCGUAUGCUUUUCUUAGUAUACCUAAUGCUUACCAUAUUAACUGUGUAAUAUUUUGGGGUAGCACAAGUAAGAAGAAUCGAAAUUAAUUGUAGUCUUGAUGCUCCUCAAUACUCUAUUUUUGCUCAUGCUUGAGCUUUUGCGAAAUUUGGUUAUUCUUUUUUUCGAACUGUCUAGUAAUAGUAAAGUAAAAGAUGUAGAAACGUGCCUUGUCUUUAAAUCAUUUGCUUUGGUAACGUUGGCGUACUUACAUGACAUUUAAAAGACAUUUGCUCAAUUUGAUGAUGAUCAAUGAUCACUAAAUCAUCGUACUAUGUACGUCUAACCUAGCAUUCUACAGUGUUUGUGUGAUAUUUAAGUUUACUAAUAUAAUUUAUUUUAUAUUGUUUUUAUACUUUUGGGAUACAAUGCAGGGGUUUGGAAACAACUGACUGCUUUUUAGAUACGAUUGUUUGUAAACUGGUGUACCUGCUUACAUUUUGAAUACAUACUUUAGUAUUAGGUUA
This is a messenger RNA of Leguminivora glycinivorella, 1744 nucleotides long. RefSeq lists its product as uncharacterized. The record is from RefSeq and is a predicted model, not a curated record. NCBI's taxonomy places the organism in Eukaryota, Metazoa, Arthropoda, Insecta, Lepidoptera, Tortricidae.